Molecule: messenger RNA, 1430 nt
Organism: Bactrocera tryoni
Lineage: Eukaryota; Metazoa; Arthropoda; Insecta; Diptera; Tephritidae
Gene: nrv2
Product: sodium/potassium-transporting ATPase subunit beta-2
Exons: 6
Coding region: 424-1395 (323 amino acids)
Biological process (GO): sodium ion export across plasma membrane; intracellular sodium ion homeostasis; intracellular potassium ion homeostasis
Cellular component (GO): sodium:potassium-exchanging ATPase complex
Molecular function (GO): ATPase activator activity
Source: RefSeq, a predicted model, not a curated record
UGAUCAUUCGUUAAAGCGUGGAGUCCUAAGAAACACGCACUUGCUAGACUGUGGCGGAUGUCGGCAAACGAACGGGUAAUGUUUCUUGAGUUGCCACAAUAAGUUUGAAUAGGCAGUCAACUUGCUCUUGUGAUCUUGUUUUGUGAUUUCUGAAUUAUCAGUGUUAAUUUGUAAGUGCUUUUGUUCGUUAAACACUUACAUAAUCGUUACGCUGUGAAUACGGGUUUUGUAAACUACAUUUUUUAUCGCGUUGCGUCAUUAUCCUUACAGGAUAAAAGCUAAAUUCGAAGAAAAAUUACGUGCGUGCUAAGAAAAACGUGUGGAGUCUGCUCCUUAAAGGAUAUAAAGCAAAGGAUUGUAAAAAAGUUCUCAAGUGUAACUACUUUCUCUAAACAAGGAUAACUAUUAGACUCAUUUAUCAGUAUGCCAACAGCCGCUGAAGAAUCGAUCGACGCUUUCCAGCAUUACUACUCGCGUCCACCAGAGCGCCCGAAGUCGCGUUCAUGGAAACAGGUGAUUUAUGAUCCUGAAGAAAAAACUUACUGUGGUCGCACAGUGGACAGUUGGGCAAAGAUCGGCAUCUUCUACACAGCUUUCUAUGGCGUAUUAGCCGCACUGGUGGCCAUUUGCAUGUGGGUAUUCUUUCAAACGCUAGAUCCGCGCAUACCCAAGUGGACAUUGGAUAGCUCCAUAAUCGGCACAAAUCCAGGUCUUGGUUUCCGUCCGCUGCCACCAUCGGACAAUGUUGAGAGCACAUUGAUUUGGUACAAGGGUACGCAACAUGAGAACUACAAACACUGGACGGAUUCGUUGGAUGAGUUCUUAGCGGUCUACAAAGUGCCUGGCCUUACACCUGGCCGUGGUCAGAACAUCUACAAUUGUGACUACAAUCAACCGCCACCAAAGGGUCAGGUUUGCGAUGUCGACAUUAAAACAUGGAAUCCUUGCACCAAGGAAAACAAUUACAGCUACCACAAGAGCUCACCAUGUGUUUUCUUGAAGUUGAAUAAAAUCUAUGGUUGGAUACCGGAAUAUUACAAUGACUCCAAGGACUUGCCCGAUAACAUGCCAACCAGCUUGAAAACUUAUAUUGGUGAAAUGGAGAAGACGCAAAAUCACAAGUUAAACACCAUUUGGGUUUCAUGCGAAGGCGAGAAUCCAGCUGAUCAAGAGAAUAUCGGUCCCGUCAACUACUUGCCAAUUCGUGGCUUCCCUGGCUACUUCUAUCCUUACCAGAACUCAGAGGGUUAUCUUAGCCCACUCGUCGCUGUGCACUUCGAGCGACCGAAGCGUGGCAUCAUCAUCAAUAUCGAAUGCAAGGCUUGGGCACGCAAUAUUUUGCACGAUCGCAAGGAGCGACUAGGUUCCGUGCACUUCGAGUUGCUGAUCGAUUAACAGAGUGUGGGAAAAAUGUUCGACGUUUACAACAA